This is a messenger RNA of Dioscorea cayenensis subsp. rotundata (Guinea yam), 2133 nucleotides long. Its product is annotated as glucose-6-phosphate isomerase 1, chloroplastic. Gene Ontology annotation, cellular component: cytosol. Lineage: Eukaryota; Viridiplantae; Streptophyta; Magnoliopsida; Dioscoreales; Dioscoreaceae. The record is from RefSeq and is a predicted model, not a curated record. Bases 129 to 1970 code for a protein of 613 amino acids. The transcript has 14 exons. Gene Ontology annotation, biological process: glucose 6-phosphate metabolic process; gluconeogenesis; glycolytic process. Gene Ontology annotation, molecular function: carbohydrate derivative binding; monosaccharide binding; glucose-6-phosphate isomerase activity.
CCUUUUUGUUCUCUAGUUCAACAGGGUUCUUGUUUCUUUCACUGCGUUUUCCCCCAAAUCCCAAAUGCUUUGAAUUUGGCCUCUUCCUCUCUCCUUCUCCUUCUCCGCCACCAUCAUCCACCUCUCCAAUGGCCUCCAUCUCCGGCUUCUGCUCCUCCUCCGCUUCCCCUGCCGCAGCUCUCAAGCCUCGCCGCUUGCUAUCUCCACAGAAAUCCCCUCUUCUCCGCCCUAUUGUCGGCCCCCGCACGCUUGUCUCCGUUGCCCGCGAUAUCUCCGCUGAUCUCUCCACUAACUCUUCCAUUCCCGUCUCCCCGAAGUCUGCCGCCAUCGAGAAGGACCCUGUCAAUCUCUGGCGACGCUAUGUUGAUUGGCUUUACCAGCACAAGGAGUUGGGACUGUACCUUGAUGUUAGCCGGAUCAGCUUCACUGAUGAGUUCUUUGAUUCGAUGGAACCCCGGCUUCAGAAGGCUUUUUUGCAUAUGAAGGAGUUGGAGAAGGGAGCGAUUGCGAACCCUGAUGAGGGGCGGAUGGUGGGGCAUUACUGGCUUCGGAACCCUAAAAUGGCGCCGAAUUCGUUCUUGAGGUUGCAGAUUGAGAACACGCUGGAAGCUAUCUGUGACUUUGCGGAUAAGAUAAUCAGUGGGCAGAUAAAGCCUCCAUCUUUUCCAGAGGGCCGGUUUACCCAGAUUCUUUCUGUUGGAAUUGGUGGUUCUGCCUUGGGGCCUCAGUUUGUUGCUGAGGCAUUAGCCCCUGAUAAUCCUCCUCUAAAGAUAAGAUUUAUUGACAACACAGAUCCUGCUGGAAUUGAUCAUCAAGUUGCACAGCUUGGAUCAGAGUUAGCAUCUACGCUUGUUAUUGUCAUAUCAAAGAGUGGCGGAACACCUGAAACCAGAAAUGGCCUGUUGGAAGUACAAAAAGCUUUUCGAGAUGCUGGAUUGGACUUUGCGAAACAGGGUGUUGCUAUUACCCAACAAAAUUCCUUGCUAGAUAAUACCGCUAGGAUUGAGGGGUGGUUAGCAAGGUUUCCUAUGUUUGAUUGGGUAGGUGGUAGAACCUCUGAGAUGUCUGCAGUGGGGUUACUUCCAGCAGCACUCCAGGGCAUAGACAUAAGAGAAAUGCUUGCUGGUGCAGCACUGAUGGAUGUUGCAAAUAGGAAUACGGAGGUAAAGAAUAAUCCAGCAGCUUUGCUUGCUCUUUGUUGGUAUUGGGCUUCAGAUGGAGUUGGAUCAAAGGAUAUGGUUGUCCUCCCUUAUAAGGACAGCUUGCUAUUAUUUAGCAGGUAUUUGCAACAGUUGGUUAUGGAAUCACUAGGAAAGGAAUUUGAUCUUGAUGGCAAUCGGGUCAAUCAAGGGCUUAGUGUUUAUGGAAAUAAAGGGAGCACAGAUCAGCAUGCCUACAUUCAGCAGCUGAGAGAAGGUGUUCACAAUUUUUUUGUUACUUUCAUUGAAGUGCUCCGAGAUAGGCCCCCUGGUCAUGAUUGGGAGCUUGAGCCCGGUGUCACAUGCGGUGAUUACUUGUUUGGAAUGUUACAGGGUACGCGUUCGGCCCUUUAUGGAAAUAAUCGGGAGUCCAUAUCAGUAACAGUGCAGGAAGUUACUCCUAGAUCUGUGGGAGCACUUAUAGCACUUUAUGAACGGGCUGUAGGGAUCUAUGCUUCUCUUGUUAACAUUAAUGCUUACCAUCAACCUGGUGUUGAAGCUGGGAAAAAGGCAGCUGGGGAAGUAUUAGCUCUUCAAAAGAGAGUUCUGGCUGUGCUAAAUGAAGCUAGUUGUAAAGAGCCUGUCGAACCAUUGACACUCGACGAAAUUGCAGAUCGCUGCCAUGCUCCUGAAGAGAUUGAAAUGAUAUAUAAAAUAAUUGUGCAUAUGGCCGCGAACGACAGAGCUCUCAUAGCUGAGGGCAGCUGCGGUUCACCUCGAAGCAUCAAAGUAUUCCUUGGUGAGUGCAAUGUCGAUGACUUGUAUGCUUAAACAUCACUUUUCUAUGUAAUUUUGUUUGAUACAGCAACAAGAGUUCGAAAUAAUUUACGAUGAAGGCUUGUAUCCGACCUUCGAGUAAAAAACACCAUUGCCCAAUCAUUCGAUUUACUCGAUCUUUUGGGUAAUUUUCAGAUUUCUGUUUUAUGUUUUCGAA